AGUGCCCGUCCCUGACGUCCAGGCAACUCGAACAGCAGCCCCGCGCCCCACAGGCCCCCGCCUUCCCAACGUCACGGCCACUGAGCGCAGUGCCCCCUAGGGGCUCCUCUCCGCUGAGGAAGAAUAGCCAGGACCUUCCUGCCACUGGCCCGUUACCGGCCGGGUCCGGUUCUCCCGCCUGGCGCCCGCCCCGCCACCCCCAGGAGGGACGUGAGCCGCUGCGUCUCUGAGCUCAGCCGCCGCAUCUCCGCGUCGCGGGAAAACCCGCGGCCUCCCGCUUCCGCCGCCUUGCCGCGUUGCCGCUGCACCGCCUGCGCCUCGCCAUGAGCGCGCGCCUGCCGCUCGUCCUGCGCCGACUCGGCCGCCUGCAGCCCCCCGGCCCGCCGCGCCGCCUCCGAGAGCUUUGUCGCGCCAGCAGCGGCGGGGGCGGCGGAUGUGGCGGCGGGGAGGGCCUGCUGGGGCAGCGGCGGCUGCGGGACACCCAGGCCGGGAGCAGCCGGGGCCCGGGCAGCCGGGCGCCCCCAGCGCGGGACUCCAUCGUCCGAGAAGUCAUUCAGAAUUCGAAAGAAGUUCUGAGUUUACUGCAAGGAAAAAACCCUGCCUUUAAGCCGGUUCUUGCUAUUAUUCAGGCAGGUGAUGAUAACUUGAUGCAGGAAAUAAACCAGAACUUGGCUGAGGAGGCUGGUCUGAACAUCACUCACAUCUGCCUUCCUGCAGAUAGCGGUGAAGAUGAGAUUAUAGAUGAGAUCCUGAAGAUUAAUGAAGACACCAGAGUACAUGGUCUUGCCCUUCAGAUCUCCGAGACCUCAUUUAGCGACAAAAUCCUCAAUGCCUUGAAACCAGAAAAAGAUGUGGAUGGAGUAACGGAUGUAAACCUGGGGAAGUUGGUACGUGGGGAUGCCCGUGAGUGUUUUGUUUCACCUGUGGCCAGAGCUGUAAUUGAACUUCUUGAAAAGUCAGGUGUCAACUUAGAUGGAAAGAAGAUCUUGGUAAUAGGAGCCCAUGGGUCUUUGGAAGCCACCCUGCAAUGCCUGUUCCAGAGAAAAGGGUCCAUGACAAUGAGCUCCCAGUGGAAAACACCUCAGCUUCAAAGCAAGCUUCAUGAGGCUGACAUUGUGAUCUUGGGCUCACCCAAGCCGGAAGAGAUUCCCCUUUCUUGGAUUCAACCAGGAACUACUGUUCUCAACUGUUCCCAUGACUUUCUGUCAGGGAAGCUUGGAUGCAGUUCUCCCGGUGUCCAUGGUACUGGUCCCAUCGCAGAAGAUGUGAGUCUUCUUGCUGCCGCUCUGCGGAUUCAGAACAUGGUUAGUAGCAGAAGGAGAUGGUUCCGUGAGCAGCAGUACAGGAGGUGGAGACUUCACUGCUUGAAACUUCAGCCUCUGUCCCCCGUACCAAGUGAUAUCGAGAUUUCAAGAGCACAGACUCCAAAAGCUGUGGAUAUCCUUGCCAAGGAGAUAGGGUUGCUUGCAGAUGAAAUUGAAAUCUAUGGCAAAAGCAAAGCCAAAGUACGUUUGUCCCUGCUAGAAAGGUUAAAGGAUCAAGCAGAUGGAAAAUACGUCUUAGUUGCUGGGAUCACACCCACCCCUCUUGGAGAAGGGAAAAGUACAGUUACCAUUGGGCUCGUGCAGGCAUUGACUGCGCACCUGAACAUCAACUCCUUUGCCUGUCUGAGGCAGCCUUCUCAAGGACCGACUUUUGGAGUUAAAGGAGGAGCUGCAGGUGGCGGAUAUGCCCAGGUCAUCCCUAUGGAAGAGUUCAACCUUCACCUGACUGGGGACAUCCAUGCCAUCACCGCUGCUAAUAACUUGUUGGCUGCUGCUAUCGACACAAGGAUUUUGCAUGAAAAUACUCAAACAGAUAAGGCGCUGUAUAAUCGACUGGUUGCUUCAGUGAAUGGUGUUAGAGAAUUUUCAAAAAUUCAACUUGCUCGGCUGAAAAAACUGGGAAUAAAUAAAACUGAUCCGAGCACUCUGACAGAAGAGGAAAUGAGGAAAUUUGCCCGUCUUGACAUUGACCCCUCCACCAUCACCUGGCAGAGAGUCAUGGAUACAAAUGACCGAUUUCUACGAAAAAUAACCAUCGGGCAGGGAAGCACAGAGAAGGGCUAUUCCCGGCAGGCGCAGUUUGACAUCGCCGUGGCCAGUGAGGUCAUGGCAGUGCUGGCUCUGACUGACAGCCUCGCGGACAUGAAGGAGCGGCUGGACAGAAUGGUGGUGGCCAGUGACAGCAACGGGCAGCCCGUGACGACAGGUGAUUUGGGGGUGACAGGUGCUUUGACUGUUCUGAUGAAAGACGCAAUAAAACCAAAUCUGAUGCAGACCCUAGAAGGGACGCCUGUAUUUGUGCAUGCUGGCCCCUUUGCCAACAUUGCCCACGGCAACUCUUCAGUGUUGGCUGAUAAAAUUGCCCUGAAACUGGUUGGUGAAGAAGGAUAUGUAGUGACUGAAGCUGGCUUUGGUGCUGAUAUUGGCAUGGAGAAAUUCUUCAACAUCAAGUGCAGAGCUUCUGGCUUGGUGCCCAGUGUUGUGGUGCUGGUGGCAACGGUGCGGGCUCUGAAGAUGCACGGAGGUGGACCAAGUGUAACUGCUGGGGUCCCUCUUAAAAAAGAAUAUACGGAAGAGAACCUCCAGCUGGUGGCAGAUGGCGCCUGUAACCUAGAGAAGCAAAUUCAGAUUGCUCACCUCUUCGGGGUCCCUGUUGUCGUGGCUCUGAAUGUCUUCAAGACCGACACCCGAGCGGAGAUUGACUUGGUGUGUGAGCUUGCAAAGCGGGCUGGCGCCUUUAAUGCAGUGCCCUGCUAUCACUGGUCGAUUGGUGGGAAAGGGUCGGUGGACCUGGCUCAGGCUGUGAGAGAAGCUGCAAGUAAAAAGAGUCGUUUCCAAUUCCUGUAUGAUGUGCAGCUUCCAAUUGUGGAAAAGAUAAGAACCAUCGCCCAGGCUGUCUAUGGAGCCGAAGAUAUUGAACUCUCUCCGGAGGCACAAUCCAAAAUAGAUCGUUACACGGAACAGGGUUUUGGAAAUUUGCCCAUCUGCAUGGCUAAGACCCACCUUUCCCUGUCUCACCAACCUGUCAAGAAAGGCGUACCGAAGGAUUUCAUUCUACCCAUUAGUGACGUACGGGCCAGCAUAGGCGCUGGGUUCAUUUACCCAUUGGUUGGAACGGUCAGUCGGUGUGUAUUCCCGGUGCUGUGUGUGCUGCCCGCUGAGACAUAUAACAAAGCAUAAAAGGUGGGGCCGCCCUCCAGGGACAGCAGGUGCUUUGAUAAUAGAGCAUCGACACCAGGAAAUUACAGCAAAUGGUUUGUGCAGUUUGCUCGCCACAAGGAAGGCGUAAAUGAUCCACGCAGUAAAACCUCAAAGAAAACCAAGACCACAGUGGGUCUUCGCGUAGGCUGGGAAGGUUGGUUAGAGACUGGGGCCUUGAGUGACAUACUGGGGCAUACCAGGACGUUUGAGAUUUUUGUGGGUGGAGGACCACCUGGCAUCAAUCACCUGAAGGAAGUAGAGACAGGUCAGGAGCCCUUGAGUGCAUGUGGUAGGCCCAGGAUGGGGGCAGUAAUGGUAGAAAUGGAGAGGAUGGUGUGUGGCCGGGAGACCACUAGGAAUCACAGAAACCGAACAUGGAUGGAAUAUGAGGAGGGGGUCCAGGGUGACUCCCGACGACCUGGAAGGAAGGGCGCACGAAGAGCAAGCUGGUGUCUCAGUGGAGGUGACUGGGAGCGCCAUGUUGUUUGCGGUGCCUGUUGCAUUUCCCUGUCAAGUCAUCCAUCAGCCAGUUAGAAAUUUGUUUUUGGAACUCAGGAGAGAGGCCAGAGCAAAAACAUGGAGACUUUUUUUACAUUCCGGUGAUACACAGUCUCCAAGUUCCCUUCCAAUUCAAAACAUUGUUGCCUGUCUGAUAUGCACGAUGUACUGGGUGACGGAGACGGGAAAGACCCAAUCCCUGCCCUGGACGCUUAGUGCUGACAGACUAAUAGAUCCAAGCAAAGUGUUGAAGGUGCCGGGUUGUAGAGAGACACGAGGAAGGGGUGCUCGCUUCUCCCGAGGGAAAGGACAGCCGUGCAGAGAACCUGCCUGGAAGUGCCCUGGGUGUCCUGAAAAAGGGCAGCGUUUAGGGGGGAAUCAUUCCAGACAGAGCAGUGGGCAGGAACCUGACUGCAGAGCGCCUUAGACCCUGUAGUUAGGAGUUGAACUUGACCCUGAAGGCAGUGGGAGGGAGCCCUUAACCAAUGGAAGGAUGUGUAAUAAGAUCAUUCCAACGCCUCUGCCUUGACAGCUCCAGGGGGCUCUUCACAGCAGUAAGUGUGAAUGGUUGCCCCUGGGCAUGGGCAGGGCCACCUCCUGCAUGGCCACAACACAAGGUCUCUGGGUCAUUCUCUAUUGCCUUUGAGGCAGAAAAACAAAACUUCCAGCAGUUUCCCUUGCCCAGGCUGGUGAGCCCUGUUCCAGGAUGGACCUUGUACUAGGUAAACAGGAAAGCCAGAAGUGUCAAAACGGGCAGCUCCAGGCUGUGUCUGGGGACAAAUGAGUUGUUUCUGCACUCUAUGUGGUCGCCUGUAGUGAAGUACUAUUUCUGUGUCCAUUUAGUCAUUAAGCCUCAAUAAUUUGGUUUCUGAAUGGACCGUGAUUUGCUGCAGGUCAGAGGCUUUUAAAGUUGUUUCAAGCUACAUUACACAAAUAAAGAGAAUUCUCCUAAAAAUAAAGGAAGUAAUCUCUUCUCUGUCUGAGACACCAUGCAUAAUUUGUCGAACUUGCACAAAUAUUUCCAGCCCAUUAGAAUCCUCUAUUUUCAGCGUGUUUGCGGCAUUAUCACAAUUAUUAUAAGCCCAUGGGGACCAGUAACCUGGGUUUCCACUAUCUUUGCUCUUUCUUUUUAUGGAGUGGUUCAGUCUGCUUACAGGUGGCAAAGAGUUAACUUGUCAUCAAAGCUAUAAAAUCACAAUGAUAUGUGAAAAGUUCUCCCUGAAGUGUAAAUCCCAAGUACUUGCUCAUAUUAAGAGACAGUUUUUUGUUUGGGCCUGAAAAUAAUUACAACAAGGACUCUUCUGCAAAAGGUCGGUUCUCCAAGUUGCAUACGGUCGGUCCAGCUCCCAGGUCCAUGAUGUGGUUGGCGUUCCCUCCAAAGUUUAUAAAAUAAUGAAUUUAGUAAAUGACUCAUUUGUAGUCCUUUAUGCCAUCUAAAACCCAUUUAUUUAAAGAAAUAGUUUUCACAUGGGUAAAAAUCAUUGCAUAGGUAGCUGUAAGUUCUUUAUUAUCUACAAUAACCACAACUGACUUCUUUUUUUUUUUGAAGUUGUUUUGACAGCCAGAGGUUGUUAUUUUAAUUUUGAUAAGUUUGUCAAAAAGAAUGGAAUGUGCUCCAUUUUAGAGAUGGAAAAGUUUGGGCAGGGAGAGAGGAGAGAGGCACCACCUAACAAUGGGAUUCCAAAAGGAGAUCUAUUUGACUUCUUUGAAGUGCUUUUAGUUUUCAUUUGAGGCAUAAAUUGGAACCUGCUAUCUUUCUUUGGAGUAGAAUGCAUUACAGACAGAAAAAAUAUAUAUAUCACUGCAAACACAUCACUGGAAAAAGAACGGAAGAUUUCAGGAAGAAGAAGAAUAUUAAGUGUAUGGAUUAGAAUUUCAGACAGAGUCUUCUUGUCUUUGGACAAUAAAUAGUUAAUGGUACAUGGAAACCCUGAUGGGGAAUCUCUGCAGCACUGAAAACAAAAAUGCCCAUAAAUCCCUCUUUAGCACUUCCUUGUGAUCACACAUUCAAGCUGAGGACAAGGGUGGAAUGUCCAGUUCAUCUCAAGUGCACCGGGCUACUCUGCAUCUUACCCUGACAUCCUGUCCUCCUUCCUGUGUUAUCAACAUGCAGGCACUGCUCUCUGUGUGUUAUUAAACACAAACAAACAAAAACUCUGUCUACGGUAGUCCUGUACGUUUUCACAGAUCUUCUAUUGUGAUUUUAUUUCUUCCGUAUCUUCUCUGUUGAGCACAUAAGCUCACAUCUUUCUAGCCCCCAAAAUAAUCCAUUCUUUUCCCCCAGAUGUAAUGUGUGAUGCGAAAAGGAAUCAUUGAAAGGAGGGUUAAAGAUACUAAUGUCUGGAUAGUUUCAGGACCAGAAUGUUGUCUCUAAAUAUAUACAGCGGCUAUAUGCUUAUAAUGUUUAAUGACUUGGAGAAAUAACUGGUUUGUUUAGUGGGAAAAUAAAUGGGAUUCAUAGACUAUAAUGUCAACAGUGUAAAAAUGCAUAGAAAAAGCAAGUAGAAACAAAGGGAUGUUUACUUAAAUUACAAU
This is a messenger RNA of Balaenoptera musculus (blue whale), 6278 nucleotides long. It is a transcript of the gene MTHFD1L, whose product is annotated as methylenetetrahydrofolate dehydrogenase (NADP+ dependent) 1 like. Lineage: Eukaryota; Metazoa; Chordata; Mammalia; Artiodactyla; Balaenopteridae. The record is from RefSeq and is a predicted model, not a curated record. Gene Ontology annotation, biological process: tetrahydrofolate interconversion. Gene Ontology annotation, cellular component: mitochondrion; cytosol. Gene Ontology annotation, molecular function: methylenetetrahydrofolate dehydrogenase (NADP+) activity; ATP binding; formate-tetrahydrofolate ligase activity. The transcript is spliced from 27 exons. Bases 324 to 3224 code for a protein of 966 amino acids.